Ascoidea rubescens DSM 1968 is the source of this 2043-nucleotide messenger RNA. RefSeq lists its product as uncharacterized. Bases 1 to 2043 code for a protein of 680 amino acids. The transcript has a single exon. The record is from RefSeq and is a predicted model, not a curated record. NCBI's taxonomy places the organism in Eukaryota, Fungi, Ascomycota, Saccharomycetes, Ascoideales, Ascoideaceae.
AUGGAACCCAUAGCUGAGAAUUCAAAGGAGGCAAUCUCCCUUCACAACUUCAAUAGCAACAAUGAUGCCUUUAUCAAUCAUCCUAUAAACACAUCCACAAACCCACGUUCUAAUGGCUCAUUACACUUGCACCCACAUUCAAAAUCCCCUUCAAACAUCAACUCAAAGAAUCCUACAACAACCAGGUUCUCAGGCAGAGACUCAACUGGCGCUCUUAUUGUAGAUCCCCUACCAAACUCUCCUCCUCCUUCUCAGCCUAUUCAUAGUUCAAACCAAAAAAAUACUCAUUAUAUCCCAACUAACCAUGGUAGCAGAAAUGAUUCCUACAAUGAUGUAGGCAAAGACAUGUUUAAAGUAAGAGCAAGAACCUCUGAUGUCAAAUCAAUCAAAUCAGACUUCUCCGAUUUCUCAAACUUGAAUGAUGAUAACAAGUCUGUUAGUUCAUUCCAUGGUGCUGAAAUCAACUCUGAGACUGGAGAACCCGAAUUCAUUUAUAAACCUUCUCCUAAGAGCUUAAUUUACGAACAAGAAAAAAGAAGAAAACAAAAAUUAAAACUAAAACUAAAAGAAAAAGAAAAACUCCUCAAACUAAAUGAAAGUUCAAAGAAUACAAGAGACAACUUCUUGUCCAAUCAAAGCUCAAAUCAAAAUAUCCAAAAAUUUCGUAAAUAUAAGAAAAAACCCGAAAUAAAAGAUUUAAGAGAGAGUGAUAGUGGCUCCUUGUUAGACGAGGAAGUAUACAACGUAAGAGAAUCUCGUCGCCACAAUCCUUCUCGUCAUCAUCGUCAUUCUUCAAAAUCUAAAAGACAUUCAAUGCUUUCAAAUUAUGUCGAUGAAACUGAAGACUCUGAAAGUUUUGCUCUUCCUGGUGAAUAUGGCCCCCCUGUAUUCCCCACAAAUAACAAGAAAGCUUUUUCUCCUAAAAUCGAUUCUUCAAGAUUAAAUAACCCCAAUUUCCCAAAUAACCAACUCCCUUUCGAUCCAUAUCAAAAUCAAAAUCAAAAUCAAAAUUUUAUUCCAAACCAACCUCAAAUGAAUCCUAUGAAUCCCAUCGGCCAAAUGAAUCCCAUGAACCCAAUGAGUCAACCAAUGAACCCCAUGCAAAAUCAAAUACCUUUUCAAGUUCCUGGUGCUUUUGUUGAUCAAAAUAAUGCAAUGUAUAAUCCUUCUCUUGUUGGUCCCCAACAAACUGCUGCUUUGUAUCAAAACCUUUUGAACCAGCAAAGAUUUGCAAAUCAAAUGAAUGAACCUUACCAACUCGAUGAAAGAGAGGAAAAACUAAAAGAAAAAGCUGCAAUGCUAAGCGCUUUAGCUACUUCAAAGACUCAACAAAAAUUGCAAAAGGAGUUCCAAAAGGAUCUUCACGACUUGAAAGCAAUGAUCAAGUAUUUAAAAGAAAAGGAAACUGCUCCAAGAUAUGGUGCUUUUGGUGCCGCUGGUUGGGGUGGUGUCAUGCCUCCAGUGCCUCCAAAACUUAAAAUGUCUGAUGGCAAGAAAUCUGUCGAUGCCGACAAAGCAAAAGCGCUGGAUCCUGCUCCUCCUAAAAAAGAAGAAAAGGAAGAAGACAAAAAACCAAAAGAACCAAUUAAAGUCUAUUCUGCUGAUGAUCCAAUUUCUCCUGCUUAUCAAUUUCCCUUUGAAUCUGCUGUGAAUUGGUCCUCAUUUUUACUGCUUUUGCAAAGAGCUUUUUCUGAUCAUAAAGCCCAGUUGAAUGAUGGAAAAUUUAACUUAUUCUUAAAAGAAUCAGGAACCAUGAUCUUACCUAUUCAUUGGAGUCAGUCUAUCGAGCCUGGCAUAUCUGUAUCUAUCAAAUUUCCUCCUGUUAAAAAAGAGAUUAAAAAAAUUGAGGGUACCAUUGUAAAUCCUCCAAUGCCUCCAAAACCCAAGGGUCUCUUUCUGUUUGGCAGAAAGGAAAAUAAAUUACCUCCACCAGUUAUGGGAGGUGGUCUUGGUGGUCUUGAUGGUCCUCGUGGGUUGCCCUUAAAAAUAGAAAGCAAACAAACCAAGUUUCUUGCAUGGGCUACUGAAGCUGAUAAGACUUGA